UGAACCCUCCUACCGGCAGCCGGUGGGGCUGGCUUAUAUGCGGAAGUUUCAGUUCGCUCAAUCCAGUUCACUUCGAAACUGAGAACAGACGGACUAAAGUCACGCUUCUCUCUCUCUCAACACCAGACCCGGUUUCACAAGGCAAGGUGAAUCAUGAGCAGCAGCUACAGUGUCUCCCUGGCUGGCCCUGCCCCCUGGGGCUUCAGACUGCAAGGAGGGAAGGACUUCUGUUUGCCCCUCACCAUCUCACGGCUCACUGAUGGAGGCAAGGCAGCCAAAGCCAAGAUGAGUGUUGGAGACAUCAUUCUGUCCAUUGAUGGCAUUUCCACAGGCAGCAUGAAUCACCUAGAGGCCCAGAACAAGAUUAAGGCCUGCACAGGCCAUCUCAGCCUCACUCUACAGAGACCCUCCAGUGCCCCUAAAGAUGUAGUGCCUAAGGACGAACCUCAAGAAAUCAUUAAGCCUGUCCCAAUCACUCACCCUGCCCCAAGCACCACAUACACCAAGCCAUCAAGUCAGCCCAGUCCUGCAUACAACAAGACAGCCCGACCUUUUGGUGGAAACAGCAGUGUGGUCACAGCUUCUUCCUCCCAGGCUACCCCCAAAGUAGCCUCCAUUCCCUCCGAAUUAUCUGCUUUCACGCCAGCUGCCCCUUCUCAACCACCACAGCCUCCAUUUCCGCUGAAGUCAAGCCCCGCUAUCCCACACUCAGCUCCAGCCAACUCGCUUCCCAGGCCCAACCCUGGUCGCUCCGCCUUCACCUCCCCGUCUGCCUCUUCCUCCUCAUCUAACUCCUCCUCUCCAGCCAGAGUGACAACCCCCUCCUCCAAUCCUAAUGUCCCACAGCCUUCUGUUUAUAACACACCUAUCAACCUCUACUCCAAUACCAAUGCUUGUGAGGUGGCUAUGGGACAGAGACGAGGCCUUUUGGAGAGCCAGGGGCUAUCAGAGCACUUCAAUGGGAAACCAGUUGAGGAGCCCGAGAGUCAUGCGUCCCCACUGAGCGAAGCCAGCAAGAAGCGUCUGAUUGAGGACACUGAGGACUGGCACCCGCGAACCGGCACCUCCCAGUCCCGCUCCUUCCGUAUCCUGGCCCAGCUCACCGGCACUGAAAAUGAGCAAGUUCCAGAGAACAGUGGAAAGAAUGAGGCAGUUGUCAAAACCAUUCCCACUGUGCACACCUUGCCUGCAGCAAAAACAUAUUCCAAAUCUGCAGCAGUACCCAGGAAUGGCAACGUCGUCCCUGCUUCCGCGUUCAAGAGCCCAGCAGCCCAGAACAAGCCUCCCCACCAGCCUGGAGGUCCAUCAGGUUUUCCUAAGGGUGGAGCUGCUCCUUCAUUUGGCAAAGUUGCCAACCCUGCUCCCAAAGGUCCAGACCGCCCCACUCCACAGCCGCAUCCACAGGACCUCAACUCUCUGGUGCAGCGGGCUGAGCAUAUACCAGCCGGUACACGCACCCCAAUGUGCAACAAGUGCAACAAUGUCAUCAGGGGCCCAUUCCUUGUGGCCAUGGGCAUGUCAUGGCACCCCGAGGAAUUCAACUGUGCUCACUGCCACUCCUCCCUGGCAGAACAUGGAUUUGUGGAGGAGAAGGGCCAGGUGUACUGCGAACGUUGCUACGAGCAGUUCUUCGCUCCCACCUGCGCUCGCUGCCACCAGAAGAUUCUGGGGGAGGUCAUGAAUGCCCUGAAACAGACCUGGCAUGUGUCCUGUUUCGUUUGUGCUGCCUGCCAACAUCCAAUCAAAGGCAACAUGUUUCACAUGGAGGAUGGACAGCCAUACUGUGAGCGAGACUACUACAAUCUUUUUGGGACCAACUGCCAUGGCUGUGACUUCCCCAUCGAGGCAGGGGACAAGUUCCUGGAGGCUCUAGGCUUCACCUGGCAUGACACCUGCUUUGUGUGCGCGGUCUGCUCUACUAGUCUGGAAGGUCAGCCGUUCUUCUCCAAAAAAGACAGGGCUUUGUGCAAGAAACAUGCCCACACUGUCAACAUCUGACUUGCAUCCCAUUUAUGAAUAUGAAUGGGAUAGGGCAACAGUGUCAGUUUACAGCAGUUUAUAUUUCAGUCAGAUUUUAAAACUGAUUGUUUGUGUAUUCUGUUAGAAUAACAUUGGGUCAGAGGUUCCACUGUAAGCUUUAUUUCUGCUCUAAUAUUGUUGUCAUAUCAGUUUUAUAGAUGAAAAUGCUGGAGUAAAUUUCAAUACACUGGCUGGGGGCUAUGCCAGUUCAAUAUCUGCACAAGUGGAUUUUUAUAACACGUGUUUUGUGCUGAGCUUUUUGUUUGUGCUGGAAGUGUGUUGAGCUCUUGAGGGACAUUUUUGUUCCACACAGAAUAUGAUAGUUUACUGUAAUGACCUACUGAGUCCCUCAGGGGUCACAUACAGCAUUAGGAAAAAAUAUUUAUGUGGAAAGGUAUGCUAUUAGUGAAGCGAGUGAAAGGUUUAGAAAUUCUGAUUAUAUAAAGUUAAGGGGAAAAAUGAUUUAUUUGUAAGCAAGAAUUGCUCAGUCAACAUGCUUUCUGGCAACAAAACGACUUAUCAUCUGGGCUUCAGAACAAAAAUGGGAUAUUUUAAUAUUAUUAGUUUUUAUUGUUUUAAAGUAACGUGAUAUGUAACCAUUCCCAGUAAAUGAAAGCUCAGAAACGUAAUGUGUACAGCAUUGUGUAAAUUAGACACUUUGCAGGUCAAGUUUAAUUGUUAUUAAUGCAUAAAAAUGUUAUACAAGGAUAAAGUUCAGAAUGGUCCUUACGGAGAGGACUCUAUAAUAGAUUGAGUGGUUAUUUUCUGUUGUUUAUGUAUAUUUUGUAAUGCAUAUAGUUCAUGGGGCAAAAUGGUUCUGUACUUCAUUCAACUAGUUCCUGGCAUUAAGAUGCAAAUAAUCAAUGUCAUUCAAUGUUGAUUAUUUCUCUGCUAAUGUCUUUUUCCGUUGUUUUUCUUAAACAUUGAGGAACUGAACCCUCCAUGCUCUUAUGCCGUGUAUUUGUUCUCACUGAUAAUGUUUUUGUAAUGUUUGAUGGAAUUUGUUCAAUUAACACAAAACAAUGUUAAUAUAUAUUUCAGUUUUCUUUUGUCUUGCACAAUUUCUUAGAAUAGAAAAAAAAAACUAGAAAUCCAUUGCACAUGUACUUGUGCAAUGGAUCUGUCAUAGGGCACCAUACAUAAAUAAGCACCUCUCUUCUUACUUUCAUUUCAAAUAAAAGGGUUCAACAUUGAUGUAUACAAUCAAAGCUCUUGAGUAUCUCCUAUAGCUUUUUAACACUAUAUUAUCUUGUUCUCUGUGGCUGACACUGGACUGAAACAUUAAAAAGCAACUCUUCCUCCUGCAAA
Molecule: messenger RNA, 3327 nt
Organism: Siniperca chuatsi (mandarin fish)
Lineage: Eukaryota; Metazoa; Chordata; Actinopteri; Centrarchiformes; Sinipercidae
Gene: pdlim5b
Product: PDZ and LIM domain 5b
Exons: 13
Coding region: 154-1998 (614 amino acids)
Biological process (GO): muscle structure development; heart development; actin cytoskeleton organization
Cellular component (GO): adherens junction; stress fiber; Z disc
Molecular function (GO): actin binding; muscle alpha-actinin binding
Source: RefSeq, a predicted model, not a curated record